Molecule: messenger RNA, 3655 nt
Organism: Amoebophrya sp. A120
Lineage: Eukaryota; Dinophyceae; Syndiniales; Amoebophryaceae
Source: the annotation of a GenBank genome assembly
AGAAGUACAAGUAGAUCUGUCUUGGUAUCGCGGCCUUACCGAUUGUUUUUGAAUAUGAUCUUGGUUUAGUGCGAUAGCUCGAGAAGACAAGCACACAAAGAAAGACGAGCACGACGCCACGUAGGCAAUCAAUGCGAUCAUGGGUUUUUUUGGAUCCGAUAAAACUGAGCGAAUCAAAUCGAAGGGGCGAGUGGCCAAACAGAAAGGGGUCGCUGCAGGGGCACUACCUCCAGGUCCAAAUUACCCGCAAUACAAGAACCCAGACCCGCAGCCGCCCAUGUGGCCGUCCUCUUCGUCUUCCAAACGGACUAGUGCGCCGCAGUCCGCCAGAAGCGCGCCCCCUGAGGACAGUGUAAUCAGUGGGGGUCAACAACUACAGCGGCAAGAACCGGUUUUCACGCAGGAGCUGAUCGGCUUGGACACGCAACUAACUGGGAUAGACGGAAACAAGCAGAACCGCUCCGUCACGGUCGACGACCCCGGCGGGCGGCCUGGGACGGAAAGCAGAUCCGGGCCGCGGUCGGGGUUCUCGCGCCGGGGUGACAGACGGGCGGACGGCAACUAUUGUUUUUGCUCCUGGCGAUGCCUGCUCGUAUCGUUUUUGGUCAUAGCGAUCGCGUUUGCGCUGCUGGUCUUGCUUGUGGAGUACUGGCAGGAGGAACACUCCCCAACGAAGCAGCCGCGGAAGAAAUCCUCCUACCGAUCCGAUGGGUCGACGAUCGGGCUGCCGCAUAUUUUCAAGUCUUCCGGGUCUGCGUUUGGAGGGAACCGUCCGUCGUUAUACCACCAGACAAACGCUAUCAAAUGUAAAAAUGUCUGGGUCUGGAAGAUUGCCAGGCUUGGUUGGUUGGUUGGUUGGGUAGCGCCUGUCGCCGGUGCAGGUCCCGCCCUCCAUCGAUUGCGAUCCGGAGUAGCCAGAACACAAGGCCCUAGUGGCACAAUCGAUCGACGAAGGUUUGUCAUGCACAUUUUGCAUGACUCCUGAUGGCCCUAGGUUUGUCAUGCACAUUUUGCAUGACUCCUGAUGUCUGUGAUGCAUGCCCUAGCAUCACAGAUUUUGUGAGGGCUUCCUGAUGCCUAUACUGCAUGACAAAUGCUCUUUCCGUGUAGCAAAACUUGGACUCUCUUUGCUGCUCAAGCAAUACAGAUUUUUUUUACAAUUCAAAAUCAGCAUGACAUUGAUUCCAGACACAGACAUUUUUACAGUUGACAAACGCAGGGGAGCAGCGAUUUCAACUGUGGGACCAGGAGGUAAGCGAGCAUGCUGAUGCUGCGCACAUGAUUUUUUGUUUGGUUGGUACACGACACGAAGAUGAGGCAUGUAAAGCAAAGGGAAAAAAAAGCAUUUAAGUACAUAGAUACUCAACAUUCACAUUAGGAGGAGCAAGAGCCGGUCGCUUCGAAACCAUUGAAGCCAGUCAAGCCUCUACUCGACGGGAGCCUUUCACUCGUUCCAGAUUACGCUUCUCUACACCCGUCACCGAUGGAUAGCGUGCGAGCAAGAAGGUUUUCGAUUCUCAAAUCCGCACAAAAUUUCUUGGAAGCGAUAGAAACUAAUCUAGCAUCCAGAAUAGCAGAUGCUUCGGAUAGUCCUGCCGCUAGUGCAAGUGCAGUAGAGCAGCCCACUGACGCCGCGACAACGAGCUCGGGCAGUGCGGCUGCUUCUUCCGGCGCGGCAGCGCCACCAGCAGCGCAGCUUGCAGCUGCUGCCCUGCCAGCACUACCUACCGUGAUCAAGUCCUACGUCGAGAAGCUGUACUCCCGCCGGUUGACGGUUGAUGUUCUCGACUACGGAAACGGUAGAAGCACUGAUAAAGCGGUGCCAGCACAUCAGUCUACUUCUGACCAGCCAAUAAGCCCACUCGCAAAUUUGCGAAUAACCUACUCCACGAGCUCCACAACGACCAGCAAGAAGCUUGCGCCGGUCGGAUUUCUCACUCUUUUCCCUAUCGGCGAGAGUCUGCGGGAAGCGGUGGAUAAACUACAACGAAGUAGCGGAGGCUCUUCAUCCUCCCAUAGCGACGACAAGCACUCCGCGAUUCCGCCUGAGCUGCUCCAUGUUGCACUGCUGGUUGGCCUUUUAGAAGUGUUCGCAGCGGAAAAACCCGCUCUGCAAAGCGACGUCGUAGUGGUUUUUAGUCCGGACAGUGCCAGUAGAGACGUUGGCGUGGACAGGAUGCUGGAAGGUAUGAUUCUUAGCUUGGUUUUUCUUGCACCAAAAGGAAAAGAGGUAAUUGCACUCCGUCGUGAGGAGAAUGAAAAGAUGACGAAGUUGUCUGAAGAUCACAUUCAAAAUCAACAAACCCCCCAGACGGCCUCCUUUCCGACCUCCGUUCUGUUCUCUACCUCCAAGGGUCCGGCGGCCAUCCAGUUUGCGGCUCCACGUCUGCGCUGUUCUGGAAACUUGGGGUUUUCGGGCAGCUCGCGGGCUCUGGGCAGCCGCAGCAGGGUAUCAACGCGCUCGAGUUGCUGACGGCGGCGCUCGACCGGUUGCAAGGGACGUUCUACCGCGAAAUGACGCAGGGAACGCAGGUGCAGGACAGGCGGCACGGGUUUGAAGUUUCGAGCACCAUGAAGCCUACACAAAUCAGCUGCGACGGAGGUGGUGACACGAUACCAGGGCACUGCACGGCGGUUGGGGACGUUCGGUUGUCUCCGUUCGUAAGGCCAGAGGAAGCGAGGAGAAAGGUACAGUACUGCACAUGUUUGAUACAAUCGGCAUGCAUUCAAAGUCAAUUAUAUCUAUGCAUGGCAUUUUGAAGAUGCGACUGCGAGUAGAGUGCCUUUCAUGUACAAAAAAAACAGCUCGAAAGCGCGGUCGCUCUCCUCAACGAGCACGUGGACCGGCUUCCCGCCCGCGGUCCGUAUUCCAAAUACUCCCUUUAUGGCACCGCCGACACGGCACCUCUGGCAAAUAAACUCGGCCGCUUGGAUUUCCACUGGAUCUUCGACCGGAGAGAAGCGGACGUGUACGAGGGUUUUGUCUGUAAUCCGCGAAGUGCUCCGCAUCGCGGUUUGAUACAGGCGACGAGGGAGCUGUAUGGUGCGUCACAUCCCCACGCGAUUGGCGGGAGUAUCCGGUACGUGCGGAUGCUACAGGAAUUCGGGCACGACGUGCAAGUGAUCGGUUUCAUAGAAACGAGCAGUAGCUCCGUGAUAGACAACCCGGAGGGUUUGCGGGUAAAUUUUCAGGUGUUGACAAAGUACUUGAGCUUGCUGGACGUGCACCAGAGGGAGGAGCCGUACGAUAAGGAAGUGAAGGUUGUAGUGCAUCAGGCUAGCACAUAAGGCACAAGCUACUUGUUCGCUCCGGUGACGACGGCUGGCGCGCACAAGAAUGUGUGUCUUCGCACCUCCCUGGUUGCGCGGCGUUGUCGCGGUGCGCCGCAAUAUGUCGGUGUGUUGCAGCAUAGUCAAAAUCAAGAUUUCGAGGCGGGCACGUCGCCGCGGAUUUUGGCAACGUACACUGUAAUAAUUGUGAAUUGUGAUAUCGUCCCUGCGUGAGCGUGCCUACAAGCAUUAAUUCGCAAUAAAAAAGGAAUCAAUCUUCAGCGGUUGCACGACACUCUUUGGCCCGGUUGCUGCCUGAGGCAGAGUGCUUUCGUCUUGCAACUCGAGAUGUUUUGAGCGACUAGCUUCUCGGUAGGAUGGACAU